This is a messenger RNA of Electrophorus electricus (electric eel), 2540 nucleotides long. It is a transcript of the gene lrrc56, whose product is annotated as leucine rich repeat containing 56. Gene Ontology annotation, molecular function: protein binding. The record is from RefSeq and is a predicted model, not a curated record. NCBI's taxonomy places the organism in Eukaryota, Metazoa, Chordata, Actinopteri, Gymnotiformes, Gymnotidae.
CUGGUCAAUCAGUCACUGGAAUUAUAAAUGUUUUACAAACUAAGAUAGCUAGCUGGAUUAAUACUUACAAAGAAAUUGGUUUUACAUCUACCAUAUUUUAGGAAAAUACUUGGAAAUAUAAAAUUUAGAUUAUGUAAUGUAAACUAUUCUAACCAUUUAGUAAGCUAGUUAGCUAGUUUACAUAGCUAGGUAUAAGUGGUUGUUUGUAUAGAAUGUCUGGUUUAACUUGCAGGGUAGUCUAGGUAAUUUAGCUAGCUAGCGAUGUAAAUUUGCCUGUCACCUAACUCUUAUAUAAUGUGACAAAGUUUGACGAGUUAAGAUAGACAGGGUUAAAUGCUUUGGUUCGAAAAAAGAGAAAGAACUCAAGUGUAAUUAUCUCGAUACCGUCUUCACAUUGGUGGAAAGCGAAGAUGAGUUUUUCACAAGACGCCUUUCCAGUUAGGCGACCAGCUACAGCCCGUACUUCUGUUACAGAAUUCGACGGAUUUUACCAAAUAAACCCAAGUCCUAAAACUCCCGAGGGCUCGCACCUACUGAUUGAUCUUUACCUUUCUCCAGAAAAGUUGAGAAAUCUAUCGGGAUCAGAUGAUUUAGAUCAAGUCACAACCCUAGAGAUGUGUGUUGACACCCGGCAGAAUACGUUGGGCAACUUUGGUGUGCACUUGCCCAGUCUUGUGCAGCUGAAAAUGAACAACAGUUUGAUCUUAUCUGUGCGGGAUCUCGGAACCACGCUCUCCCACCUCCGUAUCCUCUCGCUGGUUCGCUGUGGCCUGGCUGACUUGGACGGAAUCCUUUCGCUCUCCUCACUUAAGGAGCUGUACCUGGCCUACAACAAUGUGUCGGACCUGAGCCAAGUCAGCAUGCUCGAGCAGCUGGAGCUACUGGAUGUGGAGGGGAACGACGUGGACGACCUGGUGCAGGUGCAGUACCUGGGCCUCUGCGGGCAGCUCAGAGCCUUGUCCCUGGAGGGAAACCCUGUAUGCACAAGCCCCCACCCAGGAGCAGUAGAGGUGCCUGACUACAGGUACAACUACAGGUCUGUAGUGAGAAAGCUGGUUCCACAGCUGCGUUACCUGGAUGACGUUCCGACAGAAGAAGAGGAGCCUUGCUGCUCCAGCGCUAUGACGCAAGACUGGGCCCUGCUCAAAUAUUCCAUCAAAGACAAUCCUUCCAUUAUAGAGAGCACCAGCAACUGCUUGGAAGUUCGAGAGGACAGAGCUGCCAGUGCGCGUGGCAUGAGUCGCCCCGGCUCCGCCCAACACCCAGAUGCCAGUGGCUGCCCCAGUGACCUCCCCAGUGGGCCGGGCACGGUCAGGCCUCUGUCCUCCUCCACUGGCUCCCGACCAAGCUCAGUGGACUCCGAUCCAGAUACCCCAGACCCAGAGGCCAGCGAUCUGACACAUGGGGUAGGAAGAAUUCUCUUCUGUGGAAAUCCUCUUCAAGCUAUUCGGGCACGACGUCAGAAGAUAAGGCUUCAAGGUCCCAGCUCCCACGCCAGGCCCUGUACACAGCUCGGAGGUUACGCUCCAGAACACACGUGUGACGUGGAAAGGGACUGCAGUGACAUCUUUGCUGAACUACGAGCCUGGAGGGCAGAGCACAGCAAGCGUUUUUUGGCCAUUGAGAAAGACGACCAGGCCCAGAGUUUCGUCCAUAGCAAUGAAGAUGAUGAUGGUAACGACAGUGAUGAAGAGUAUGACGAAGAAAGUCACAAUCGCGGCCUCAUCAGUGACAGAGAAGCAGAAAACGAACAGGAAGGAGAGAGUUUUGACCACAGAGACACUGACUCUCCUGACUCCUGUUUUCAGUCUUCUCCACCAGAGGUGACCAGGCUCUCUUCUUUAUCAGACCACACCCCAUCUCCGCCACCCAGAGACACAGCUCCCUCUAGUGGCAGAAUGGCAGUGGCGCUCCGAGCCCGCAGACUUAGACUCAGUGCAAGUGUUGGAAUGCAAAAACCUAUCAGGGAAAUCCUGUUACCAGAUCCAACAUUACCAAGACGCGAUAGAGCACUUAAGGCUGUGAGCCCUAUGAAAUCUCAACCUGUUCCUCCUCACAUCCUCUGUAAGCCUCACAGGCCGAGCUCCUGCCCUGUGGCGUCCCCGCUUAUGGAGCACAGUGCAGGAACUACUGAUGGAAAUAAUCUGUCCGACGGUGAGCGCAAGCCAAUCAUAUGCUCCACGGUGCAAGAGAGGCGGACGCCCACACGCCCACAUACAGCAAAAGCCAUUCUUCAGAGAACGUCUGGCCACCGAGCCCUCCUAUCUGGCAAAGGAAGUCCUAACUUGGACUGAAGCCACUAGCCCUGAGACCUUUUGGACUGCUAUGUCUCCCAAGGAAGUACUGUCUCCUAGUGGCAUUGCCUGUCUUUCCUUGAUCUCAGGCACCUUCAGAAAGAGUGUGUGCUGAAUCAAUAAAAGCUCUUUAUUUGACAGUAAUAAUAGUAGUAAUAGUGUUUUCUCUCAUUCCAGCACCAUGCUGAGCAGGCUAGGCCUGACAUGUUUGAGGACGAGUGGGUGAAUGAAAGAUGCUGAUAAACU